CCAGGCUUACGUUACCUCUGGCAGCAACUUGAUUACUAAAUUCCAAAGCCAAAGAAAAGAGAAGAGAGGCGCAGACACCGGCCUCACCCUGCUUCACUAUUUUAAAGAUUUUAGUUUUUCCUUGUCUUCUCACUCUUCCCAUUGUUAUUGGUUGCUUUCUACUUUCUCUGAAGUUUCUCUCUCAAGAAAGAACAAAACAAGGAAGCACCAAAACCAACAACUACAAGCAAGUACUACUACUACUAAUUAAUAACUAGAGCAGUGCUUGUCAAUUGACACAGCACAGCCAAGCCAACCCAAACCCAUCUCUGUUACUGCUUUCCUUGACCUGUAACUGCUAUCCCUUUUCUUUUCCUGUUUUCUUAGCUUAAAAUGGCAAGAGAGAGGAUUCAGAUAAAAAAGAUCGAUAACGCCACCGCUAGGCAAGUCACGUUUUCAAAACGAAGAAGAGGGCUUUUCAAGAAAGCUGAGGAGCUUUCAGUUCUCUGUGAUGCUGAUGUUGCUCUCAUCAUCUUCUCCUCCACUGGCAAGCUCUUUGAGUUCUCCAGCUCAAGCAUGAAGGAAAUACUGGAAAGGCAUAAUUUGCACUCGAAGAAUCUUGAGAAGCUGGAGCAACCAUCUCUUGAGUUGCAGCUGGUAGAAGACAGCACCUGCUCCAGGUUGAGUAAGGAAGUUGCGGAGAAAAGCCAUCAGCUGAGGCAAAUGAGAGGGGAAGAUCUGCGAGGAUUGGAUAUAGAUGAAUUGCUGCAGCUAGAGAAGUCUCUUGAGGCUGGAUUGAGCUGUGUGAUAGAGAAGAAGGGUGAGAAGAUUAUGAACGAGAUCACUGAUCUUCAAAGAAAGGGAAUGCAAUUGAUGGAAGAGAAUGAGAGACUCAAACAGCAAGUGGUGGAGAUAUCUAAUGGCCGAAAGCAUGUUACAGCUGAUUCAGAGAAUGUUGGUUACGAGGAAGGGCAGUCAUCAGAGUCCGUAACCAAUGUCUGCAACUCAAAUGGCCCUCUACAUGAUUAUGAAAGCUCUGAUACAUCCCUCAAGCUGGGGUUGCCAUUUUCAAACUGAAUGGGAGAUCGCAGGGAGAUUUGUGCACCAGCAAAUGCGGACACAAAUAAUUGCUUGUAUAUAUAAAUAGAACAGGAACAUAACUCAGGCACAUAGUACUUGUGUACCUUGGACAAGUGCCGGGAAACAUUUCUGUUUCCUUUACCGGAUGCUACUCAUGGAGUCUCUCUUGUUGUGUGCACGAGGGUUUGCAGCCCAUCUUUGUUGCAUAAGGAAGAAGAACAGGAAAAAACCAAAUGCGCUUAUUGUUUUUGCACCUGGUAGAUUUGCUGCACCAAGAGUGCAAAACCUCGAGAUCUUCGUGGUGAGGACUUUUUUAGAUUCUGAAAUAUGGGAGGGUCUGUGGAGAGUCUUGUUAGAGGGAAUUCCGAAUAUGAUUUAUGAGUCUAACAAGCUCCUAGCAGGCAUGUGUUUCUUAGAGACCAGCUAUACACAACGUUUUGUGAAAACAUUUCGGUUUGGCUAAAUAAUCCCAAAGUACUUUAAUCACUA
Molecule: messenger RNA, 1548 nt
Organism: Populus nigra (black poplar)
Lineage: Eukaryota; Viridiplantae; Streptophyta; Magnoliopsida; Malpighiales; Salicaceae
Product: MADS-box protein SVP
Exons: 9
Coding region: 373-1056 (227 amino acids)
Biological process (GO): positive regulation of transcription by RNA polymerase II
Cellular component (GO): nucleus
Molecular function (GO): protein dimerization activity; RNA polymerase II cis-regulatory region sequence-specific DNA binding; DNA-binding transcription factor activity, RNA polymerase II-specific
Source: RefSeq, a predicted model, not a curated record